Molecule: messenger RNA, 1332 nt
Organism: Lottia gigantea (owl limpet)
Lineage: Eukaryota; Metazoa; Mollusca; Gastropoda; Lottiidae
Exons: 2
Coding region: 1-1332 (443 amino acids)
Source: RefSeq, a predicted model, not a curated record
AUGACAGGGGGAAACUUGGUCGAAAAAUCUGAGAGUAUCUCCAAUGCAUGGAUUAAAUCCUGGAUCUUAAGAAACUGUCUGAGUAGCACUGGUGAGGCUAGACAGAUAGCACGCUGGUUUAAUCUGAAAUCAGAGGAAUACAAUAUACUAGAUAGAAACUGUCUGAGUAGCACUGGUGAGGCUAGACAGAUAGCACGCUGGUUUAAUCUGAAAUCAGAGGAAUACAAUAUACUAUAUAGAAUCUGUCUGAGUAGCACUGGUCAGGCUAGACAGAUAGCACGCUGGUUUAAUCUGAAAUCAGAGGAAUACAAUAUACUAGAUAGAAACAGUCCGAGUAGCACUGGUGAGGCUAGACAGAUAGCAUGCUGGUUUAAUCUGAAAUCAGAGGAAUACAAUAUACUAGAUAGAAACAGUCUGAGUAGCACUGGUGAGGCUAGACAGAUAGCACGCUGGUUUAAUCUGAAAUCAGAGGAAUACAAUAUACUAGAUAGAAACAGUCUGAGUAGCACUGGUGAGGCUAGACAGAUAGCACGCUGGUUUAAUCUGAAAUCAGAGGAAUACAAUAUACCAGAUAGAAUCUGUCUGAGUAGCGCUGGUCAGGCUAGACAGAUAGCACGCUGGUUUAAUCUGAAAUUAGAGGAAUACAAUAUACUAGAUAGAAACAGUCUGAGUAGCACUGGUGAGGCUAGACAGAUAGCAUGCUGGUUUAAUCUGAGAUCAGAUGAAACCACUACACUAGAUAGAAACUGUCUGAAGAAGACUGGAGAGCCUAAACAGAUAGCACGCUGGUUUAAUCUGAAAUCAGAGGAAUACAAUAUACCAGAUAGAAUCUGUCUGAGUAGCGCUGGUCAGGCUAGACAGAUAGCACGCUGGUUUAAUCUGAAAUCAGAGGAAUACAAUAUACUAGAUAGAAACAGUCUGAGUAGCACUGGUGAGGCUAGACAGAUAGCACGCUGGUUUAAUCUGAAAUCAGAGGAAUACAAUAUACCAGAUAGAAUCUGUCUGAGUAGCGCUGGUCAGGCUAGACAGAUAGCACGCUGGUUUAAUCUGAAAUUAGAGGAAUACAAUAUACUAGAUAGAAACAGUCUGAGUAGCACUGGUGAGGCUAGACAGAUAGCAUGCUGGUUUAAUCUGAGAUCAGAUGAAACCACUACACUAGAUAGAAACUGUCUGAAGAAGACUGGAGAGCCUAAACAGAUAGCACGCUGGUUUAAUCUGAAAUCAGAGGAAUACAAUAUACCAGAUAGAAUCUGUCUGAAGAAGACUGGAGAGCCUAGACAGAUAGCACGCUGGUUUAAUCUGAAAUCACUAGUUUACCAAUACGAGUGUUGA